Molecule: messenger RNA, 975 nt
Organism: Candidozyma auris
Lineage: Eukaryota; Fungi; Ascomycota; Pichiomycetes; Serinales; Metschnikowiaceae
Product: ribonuclease
Exons: 1
Coding region: 1-975 (324 amino acids)
Biological process (GO): apoptotic DNA fragmentation
Cellular component (GO): mitochondrial inner membrane; nucleus
Molecular function (GO): nucleic acid binding; metal ion binding; single-stranded DNA endonuclease activity
Source: RefSeq, a predicted model, not a curated record
AUGUCCAAGUUCCUCCCCCAUACCAUUGGCCUCGGGGCGUUUGGCAUGGCCUCAUUUUUCUGGGGCCGUUCAAGCCAGCCCGCUCCAACCCAGUCAGACAAAGAUGUGCCCUCGAAAACCAGCCCCAACUUGCCUGUUCCCGUGGGAUCUCCUGGCCAAAUCGCCCUGGCAGUGGUAUCGCCAGAGGGCUUCUACAAGUACGGGUUUCCUGGGCCCGUGCACGAUUUGGCCAAACACGACGAAUUCAUCUCGUGCUACGAUAGACAAACAAGAAACCCCUACUGGAUCUUGGAGCAUCUCACCAAGGAGUCCAUCUCCAGAGCAGACGGUGUAGACCGGAAGAAGUCAGUUUUCAAAGAAGACGAGAGCAUUCCGCUCAAGUUCCGUGCUAGGCUCCGAGACUACUUCCGCUCAGGGUACGACCGAGGCCACCAGGCGCCCGCUGCCGAUGCCAAGUUCCUGCAACAAGCCAUGGACGAUACGUUUUUGCUCACCAACAUUAGCCCUCAGGUUGGCGACGGCUUUAACCGUGACUACUGGGCGCACGUGGAAGACUUUGUACGUAGACUAACUGCUCGGUACGAUAGCGUUCGGGUAAUGACGGGCCCAUUGUACUUGCCCAAGAAGUGCAGCGAUGAUAAGUACCGAGUCACGUACGAGGUGAUUGGGUCGCCUCCAAACAUCGCUGUGCCCACGCAUUUCUUCAAGCUUGUGGUUGGAGAAAACAACGGCAGCGACAAAGUGUCUGUAGGGGCGUUUGUGUUGCCCAACGAGCCUAUAGCCAACGAGCAGCCGUUGACGGCGUUCCAGGUGCCCGUGGAGGCGCUUGAGCGAAGCACGGGGCUCGAGUUGUUGCACCGGGUGCCAUACUACAACAAGAAGGACUUGUGCAAGGAAGUCAAGUGUGAGAUUGUCGUGAGGGAGUUUCCCAAGCAGGUGUCCAAUGUGAUGGCGCUUCCAGCUCCAGGUAAGUAA